AUGACCACCCGCCUCCGUCCCCGCACGCAGCUCGAGGAAGAGGAUGCGACGACGUUGAAGCUGGGCCCAGAGUUCGCCCAGGCGGGUUGUUUGCUCAUCUCAGAGGUCAAGUAUCUGCUGGAAAACCGAGAGAAGACUGCGCCGGACAAUGCUGUGUACGCAAAGACGUUGGACUAUGUCAAGACCUUCGCGAAAUGGCAUACGACGGACUCGGCGAGCGCGGUUCGAGAGAUCCUGCGACGCGAGCCCCAGUUGACACAGUUCGAGACGGCACAGCUCGCGAACCUUUGCCCCGCGGAGGCGGAGGAGGCGAAGAGUAUCAUUCCUAGUCUGGAAGACAAGGUUGACGAUGAUCGGCUGCAAGCCCUCCUGAACGAGAUCCAGACGAUGCGCAAGUUCCAGACAUGA
This is a messenger RNA of Schizophyllum commune H4-8, 408 nucleotides long. RefSeq lists its product as uncharacterized. NCBI's taxonomy places the organism in Eukaryota, Fungi, Basidiomycota, Agaricomycetes, Agaricales, Schizophyllaceae. The transcript is spliced from 5 exons. Gene Ontology annotation, cellular component: P-body; RNA polymerase II, core complex. Bases 1 to 408 code for a protein of 135 amino acids. Gene Ontology annotation, molecular function: translation initiation factor binding; nucleotide binding. Gene Ontology annotation, biological process: mRNA export from nucleus in response to heat stress; transcription initiation at RNA polymerase II promoter; nuclear-transcribed mRNA catabolic process, deadenylation-dependent decay. The record is from RefSeq and is a predicted model, not a curated record.